Messenger RNA from Camelus dromedarius (Arabian camel), 1121 nucleotides. Its product is annotated as dnaJ homolog subfamily B member 6-like. NCBI's taxonomy places the organism in Eukaryota, Metazoa, Chordata, Mammalia, Artiodactyla, Camelidae. The record is from RefSeq and is a predicted model, not a curated record. Bases 117 to 746 code for a protein of 209 amino acids. Gene Ontology annotation, molecular function: Hsp70 protein binding. The transcript has a single exon.
UUCAAAAGAUCUUGGUGGAGACUUGGGUAGUUCACCAUCUUCCUUUCCGAAGUUACAUGGAAGUUCUUCAGAAAAUAAACUCUGUGCCUUGGUGAGGAGGGGCCCUUUAACGAAACAUGGUGAAUUACUACGAAGUACUGGGGGUGCCUCAGAACACUUCUUCCUCUGACAUUAAGAAGGCCUACUACCAGUUAGCUCUGCAAGUGCACCCAGACAAGAACCCAGAGAACCAGGAGGCAGCUGAGGAGAAGUUCAGACAGGUAGCCGAGGCCUACGCGGUCCUGUCUGAUGCCGAGAAACGCAACAACUACGACAAGUCCAGACGGGGAAACGGAGGAGACGGCAGGGACAAGGACGGCUGGACGGAGGCACUGCGGUUUGAGAGGCCACAUUGCGGCUUCCAAAACGUCUCUGAAGAUGCGGACCCCUUCUCUGGAGACUGGCUCUCCCCUGGCCGUGCGGGCAGGGCCAGGAGAUCCCGCUCCUCCUUCUUUGAUGUGACCCCCAUUCUGGACACAGGAUUUUCCACUUUUGUGUCCCUGGGCUCCGGGCCUAAUUCCCCUUCCUCUGGGACAUUUGUACCCUUCGUAAGCAGUGGAAUGGGAAACUUCAGACUGGUCACCACUUGUAGCCAGAUAGUGAAUGGCAAGCGAGUUGUUAUAAAGAAAGUUCUAGAAAAUGUGAGUGGGGAGACUAAUGUGGAAAAAGCACGCCUAUUUCAUCAGUUUCCCCCACGCCACUGGUAAGGAGCUGCUGCCAUGUUCUUUCACGGGGAGACUCUGACGCGAGGCUGGUGAGACUGGUGCUUAUCAAAGACAGAACUGGAAUCUGAGAGUGUGCUGGACCCGAAUGGACCGGGGUCAGCUCAGUCCCACCUCUCACUGCACAGAGGGAGAGGACCCUGGGCCACGUGCUACACAAGGAACUCAGAAGCAGUAGAGUUUGGCUUCCAGCCUAAGUCUUCUGAUUCUAAUGUGAGCCCUUUUUCCCCCUGCACCUUAUUUGGGAGAGUGGAGACUACCGCCACAAACAGGGCCUUCUGAGAUGUGCGGGCCCUGCCCGCCUACCUCCCACUGAUGCCUCUCUGACUUGUUCCCCGCCCACCUUGCUAUCAUCAUCCA